AUGUGGGAGGGAAAAUGGACGUUGCUAGAGGAUCUAAAACUUCCGCUCUCUUACUGUAUACGUUUCAUUAAACUAGAACUAAUAAUUAUUCCAGUGCCAAAACCACAAAUCCAACAAGUUGAAUACAAACAUUCGCCACAACCCUAUAAAUUUAUUGAGCUUAAUGACAAAGUAAUCUGCAACAGAGAAACAAAACAAUGUUCAAUAAAAUUCAAAAAUUUGGAUCCUAAUUACGAUCAUAUCCUCUAUACUGCAAAGAAUGACAAUGGGAGAGGAGAUAAAGUAAAGUUAACUGAAGUUGCAAAAAUAGAUCCGGACAAGUGUGAUUUUGACAAGAAUGUAAAACCGGAAGUAGAUGGAGAAGAAAUUUGUAAACAGAUUGUCAAAGGAAUUGAUGAGAACUCAAAAGCUGAAACUAUUGAGGUUGACAGCGGAGAAAUAAUAUUUGGUUCGGAAUCAGAUGGAACGGAGGAUUAUGCGAUAGUUGAAGAAGCCAAACAUGAGAACGAACAUAAAAAUCAACAAGAGCUAGAGCAUGUUCAUAUCGCUGGGCCAAGGGAACAGCCAGUUGAACACAAUCAGCCAACUAUAAAAAAUCCGACAGUUACAAAAGUUGAACCAGUUAACGAAUAUCAACAUAAACUAGAAGAGCGCGUUAAAAAACUGGGAAUAAUUGACUUUAAACAUGGAGAUUUAUACGGAAAGAAUCACCAACGUGCUAUGAGUAAUCCCACUGUCAACGAAGAUGAAAAGGCUAAGAGACUUGAAAAGCUCCUUGGAACACUAGAAGACCAUAAGCAUCCAUCGCUAGUUGAUAAAUUCAAAAAAGGUUUAUUCUCUCUAAUACGUCUCAAUUUUCGCAAUUUAAGAAAAAGGAAACUUUAA
Molecule: messenger RNA, 885 nt
Organism: Meloidogyne enterolobii
Lineage: Eukaryota; Metazoa; Nematoda; Chromadorea; Rhabditida; Meloidogynidae
Source: the annotation of a GenBank genome assembly